Molecule: messenger RNA, 765 nt
Organism: Brassicogethes aeneus
Lineage: Eukaryota; Metazoa; Arthropoda; Insecta; Coleoptera; Nitidulidae
Source: the annotation of a GenBank genome assembly
AUGUUCCUGAAAUCUUUUGUGCCCUACUUCUUAGGAGUAACCUUGGUAAUGUGUUUUGACUCCUGGAUGUGGAUUUCGACCGUAGGUUGGGAUUGGUUCCAAUAUUACAUCGCCAGAGACAUUAAAUACGCACAAAUGUGCAUCAUGAUGUACUUAAUGUUCACCUUGGGUCGCGUAAUACAGAGCAGAUUUAACGCUUUGAACAGAAUGUUAAAAAAAGUUGUACACAGUAUCGUGCAAAAUGAAAACGAAACAAAUGGUUCGGGUACUUAUUUAUCCACUAAACCAGAUUUGAAAACUUUAUCCAAGAGUUAUAACGACCUAUGUGAAUUAGUGGAUUUAUAUAAUUUUUUGUUUGGAGUUAUAAUAGUUUGCGUGGCUUUGUCCACGAUAGCUAUUUUAUUAAAUAAUGCAGUUCUGGCUAUUAAUUACUCAUUUAAUAAAGACGAUAUGGAUGGGAUCGGUUUUGGCUUGAAUUUGCUAGCACUUUGUUUAGUUUGGGCCAUAAUAUGUUUGGUGUACUCCUCACUCAACACAACACAAAUAACGAGAGGGCAGAAUCAGAGGUGUUUUGCACUAAACCUUAUUCAUUCUAAAAUUCUAUUAUCUACUGAAUGUGAAGUUGCUAGAAAUUAUCUGCAGAAAUUAGCAUACGCUGACUCGAGGCAGUGUUAUCAAGACUUAUACGUAGAAAAGAUGAAAAAUGUUCCUGAAGUCGUCAUGGAUUAUUUUAAGAAAAAUUGGGAGCCAAUCAGGAAUGAAUAA